Messenger RNA from Tetranychus urticae (two-spotted spider mite), 740 nucleotides. It is a transcript of the gene vnc, whose product is annotated as GNAT family N-acetyltransferase vnc. Lineage: Eukaryota; Metazoa; Arthropoda; Arachnida; Trombidiformes; Tetranychidae. Gene Ontology annotation, biological process: N-terminal protein amino acid acetylation. Gene Ontology annotation, molecular function: protein N-terminal-serine acetyltransferase activity; protein-N-terminal-glutamate acetyltransferase activity. Gene Ontology annotation, cellular component: NatA complex. The record is from RefSeq and is a predicted model, not a curated record.
UCUAAUUUUGAGAUUUUCACUGCUUUUACAUUGUGUUUAAAUUUAAGCAACUAUUUUGACUCAUCUUCAAGUCUUUUUUUAAUUAUCUUUAAUUAUAAUAUUCUAAUUCCCAACUUACUCCCUUGAGCUUGUGCUUUGUAGUUAACUAUAGUCAAAAUGAAUAUCCGUUGUGCUAAGCCGGAAGAUUUAAUAAACAUGCAGCAUUGUAACCUGCUAUGUUUACCUGAAAAUUACCAGAUGAAAUAUUAUUUCUACCAUGGUUUAUCUUGGCCUCAACUAUCAUAUGUAGCUGAAGAUGAAAGUGGUAAAAUUGUCGGAUAUGUCCUGGCGAAAAUGGAAGAGGAUUCAGAGGAUGAUCCUCAUGGUCACAUUACCUCAUUGGCUGUCAAGAGAUCUCAUCGUCGUCUAGGAUUAGCUCAGAAAUUAAUGAAUCAAUCAUCUCGAGCUAUGGUUGAAUGUUUCAACGCCAAAUAUGUUUCACUUCAUGUGCGAAAAAGCAAUCGAGCUGCUUUACAUUUAUACGCCAAUACAUUAGGAUUUGUAAUUCACGAGACUGAACCCAAAUACUAUGCGGAUGGUGAGGAUGCCUAUGCCAUGAGAAGAGACCUUGCUUCUUUUGCUAAAUCUGAUACUAAUAAAUCCAGUUGAAACAAGUACAUGUGUAUUUUGUUUAUCUUUAUUAAAUUCUCAGCUUCAUCAGACAUACAUUUUUGUUACCACUACAGCUGAUUUGGAAUUAA